This is a messenger RNA of Magallana angulata, 872 nucleotides long. Its product is annotated as prefoldin subunit 6-like. NCBI's taxonomy places the organism in Eukaryota, Metazoa, Mollusca, Bivalvia, Ostreida, Ostreidae. Gene Ontology annotation, biological process: protein folding; chaperone-mediated protein complex assembly. The record is from RefSeq and is a predicted model, not a curated record. The coding region runs from base 79 to 456 and encodes 125 amino acids. Gene Ontology annotation, cellular component: prefoldin complex; cytoplasm. Gene Ontology annotation, molecular function: protein-folding chaperone binding. The transcript is spliced from 4 exons.
CAAGACCUCUGAAUGGCCAAGCACUUGAGAGAAACCCAAUCAUAAACGCCGUUAGAUAGUAGUUUGUUUAUCGACAAGAUGGCGGAGCUUCAGAAAAAACUACAAACAGAAGUGGAAAAGUUUCAAGCUGUUCAAAAAGAUUAUCAAAAACAUGUGAACCUUAGGCAACAGCUUGAUGCUCAGUUGAAUGAAAAUUCUUUGGUGAAAGAGGAGCUUGAUCGAGUGGAAGAUGGUGCCAAUGUAUUUAAAAUGAUUGGCCCAGUCUUGGUGAAGCAGGAUGUGACAGAAGCCAAACAGAACGUGCAAAAAAGAAUAGAUUACAUUAAAGGAGAAAUAAAAAGACAUGAAGGUGCAAUUAAGGAUUUGGAGAAGAAACAGGAGAGUCAGCGUGAGGCGCUGUCCAAACUUCAGCAGCAGUUACAACAGCAACAGGUCAAAGCUGCAGCCCGCUCCUAGUUCUAUUUUAACAUAGUUAAUCAAUUAAACCCUUAAAGACUGCCAGUCAUUGGUCAUUGUCAUGUGAUAUAAACAGACUUUUGUUCCGUUUUCCAUGUCUAUUAUACUUUGGUUACAUGUAUGAUAUGCAAUGGCAGUUUCCAUUUUUUCAUGAACUUACUCUUUUAUCAUGUGGAAUGAACAAAGAUAUAUGAUGUUGCUAAAUGCUAUGUAUACUGUUCUUACGCGGGAUAGAAAUAAAAUACAAAUUGAAAUUAUUAUACCCACAUUUUUCUGAACUGUAUUUAGAACAUGUCAAUUUAAACUUGUUAAUCAACAUUACCAACAGAAUCUCCUAUGCCUUAUUUGAAUUUUGAUAAUGAAACAAUUUAUGAGAACGCUUUAUUUGUAUGUAAAUUAAACUAGCAGAAAAAUUA